Aegilops tauschii subsp. strangulata is the source of this 348-nucleotide messenger RNA. The record is from RefSeq and is a predicted model, not a curated record. Lineage: Eukaryota; Viridiplantae; Streptophyta; Magnoliopsida; Poales; Poaceae.
AUGUACAUCAAGAUUGAGAGUUGUCGGUUGAGGUGGUACAGGAAGAACCAGACGCAGAUCUGUGCCGACUUGUAUAAAGGAGUUGUUGAUGCGAUCACAUCGGGGGAGACGCGAGCAAGCAAUGUUGGGGUAAGAAUAGUGCUCCCUAGAACUUACCCUGGUGGUGACCGCGACAUGAAGAAGAGACAUAUGGAUGCCAUGGCAAUUGUCCAUACAUACGGGAAGCCUGACAUCUUCUUGACCAUGACUUGCAACCCUAAAUGGGAAGAGAUAACGAAUGAGUUGCUUCCUGGUCAGACGGCGCAAGAUCGUCCUGAUAUGUGGCCCGCGUGUUCUACUGCAAGCUAG